CGGCUCGAACUCGUGCAGAGGCUUCGACAUAUAGUUACUGCUGCUGCUACUGCUAAUACUGCACUCGGCUUUUUUUGCAGCGAAUCUCAUUGUUUUUGUUUGUGUUUACGGUAGUUAUGAACGAUAAGUAAUUGCGAAUGUUAUAAUUCGAGUUCGUUCGAUCGUUGAGCAAUGACAACACGCAGUUAAAAAUAAGAGUAAAAAAACCAUCGGUCAUCUAGUUAGACUCGAAAGUUUAUAAUAUGGAUUGGACCACAAAUCUACCUAACCUUUUGAAGUGUAGUUUAUUGUUUAAAUUUUAUCGUUUUAAAAGUGCAUGCGCGAUUAAUGUAAAAAAGUGAUGCUCAAGUUGACAAUUCGAUUAAAUAUACUGAAGUACUUUAACGUCAAAUGCGUCUUCGGAGUGUCGAGGUUCUUUUCAAAUGCUCCAGCUAGAUUCGAAAAAGCCGAAAUCAUGAAGGUUUUAAAUGUUGCUGAGAAAAAUGAUGCUGCAAAAAAUAUCGCUGGACACAUUUCCAGAGGCACUGCUCGAAGAAGAGAAGGCCUGUCAAAAUAUAAUAAAAUUUAUGAAUUUAAUGCUCGAGUAUGGAACCGGGACUGUCAAAUGAUAAUGACAUCAGUGUCGGGUCAUUUGAUGAGUUUCGAUUUCACUGGUGCUUAUAGAAAAUGGUAUGGUUGUCCACCUCUCAGUCUCUUUGAUGCACCCGUCCAUAAAGCAUGUGUGAAUCAAGAUUAUGAAAAAAUUAAAAAAUCUAUAGAAAAAGAAGUUAGGGGUUGUCAAGCUCUUAUAAUAUGGACUGAUUGCGAUAGAGAAGGAGAAAAUAUUGGAUAUGAAAUCAUUCAAGUGGCCAGAGCAAUCAAACCUAAUAUUCAGGUUUAUAGAGCCAAGUUUUCAGAGAUAACACAAGCUUCCAUUGAAAGAGCACUUCAAAAUUUAGAACAACCAAACCAGCUUUUAAGCGAUGCUGUUGAUGUCAGAAGUGAAUUAGAUUUAAGGAUAGGGGCUGCAUUUACAAGAUUUCAAACCAUGAGAUUGCAAAAGGCUUUUCCAAGAAAUUUAUCAGAAAUGCUAAUAAGUUAUGGACCUUGCCAAUUUCCAACAUUAGGAUUUGUUGUUGAACGUUUUUUAGCCAUAGAAAGAUUUGAACCUGAACCUUACUGGAAAUUAAAAGUAACACAUACCAUGAAUGAUCUUACAGUUGAUUUUAGAUGGAGCCGGAACAGAUUAUUUGAAAAAUUACCUUGUGAGGUAUUUCUAGAUAUAUGUCAAGACAAUCCUCAAGCAACUGUUGAAAAAAUAACCAGUAAACCUAAAAGCAAAUGGAGACCAUUACCUUUAGAUACUAUUGAAUUGGAAAAACAAGGGUCACGUAAACUUCGUCUCAGUGCAAAAGAAACAAUGAAAAUAGCUGAAAAACUCUACACUCAAGGUUUCAUUAGCUAUCCACGUACAGAAACUAAUAUUUUUCCGAAAGAAAUGAAUUUAACGGCAUUAGUAACUCAACAAGCACCAAAUCAAGAAUGGGGUAAUUUUGCUCAAAGAUUGCUUGAAGAAGGAGUGAACCCACGUCAAGGAAAAAAGAGUGACCAAGCUCAUCCACCGAUCCAUCCGACCAAAUACGCCGAUAAUUUGCACGGAGAUGAAAAACGAGUUUAUGAAUACGUUGUGCGACAUUUUCUUGCUUGCUGUUCGAAAGAUGCCCAAGGAUACGAAACAGUCGUGGAAAUAAAUAUUGCUGGUGAAACAUUCAUAACUAAUGGUUUGCAAAUUAUUGCUAAAAACUAUCUCGAAGUUUACAUCUACGAAAGAUGGAAUGCCAAAGAGAUACACAUUUACGAAAAUGGUCAAACUUUCAUGCCCACUUCAAUUGAUAUGUUAGAAGAAUCUACUUCCCCACCAAAUUUACUUACUGAAGCUGAUCUUAUUGCUCUUAUGGAUAAACAUGGUAUUGGAACCGAUGCUACGCACGCUGAGCACAUCGAAACGAUAAAAAGCCGUCAAUACGUAGGAUUAAAAGACAAUAAAUAUUUGAUACCUGGUAAACUUGGCAUCGGCUUGGUAAUGGGUUACGACCGAAUGGGCUUCCAAAUGAGUAAACCGAAUCUUCGUGCCGAAUUAGAAAACGAUUUAAAAUUAAUCUGUGAGGGACAAAAGCAGCCUGAUGAGGUUCGGCAGCGAAUAAUUAAUAAGUAUCGAGAGGUUUUCCGUGAGGCUCUCACCAAGGCUAAUAUGAUUGACACUGCUCUGGCCGAGUAUUUGGACGAACGACCCGCAGAAAAUGUUCAUCAAGAAAUCGCGAUGCCAGUGGAUGAUCCGGUUGUACUGAAAUGUCCAAAAUGUGAUUCGAACAUGACGGUAAAAGCUCGAAGGCAAGGUAACGGAAAGUACAUCGGUUGUAUGAAUUAUCCUACAUGCAACAACGUCAUUUGGCUGCCUGAAUCCGUUGAGGAUGUAGAAGUCCUCAACGAACGAUGUAACAUUUGUCCAGACAACAUUUUAAGAAAAAUCAAAGUUAAACUUCAGCGACAUGCUUAUCCAGCUCUCGGUAUUAGUUACACCGCUUGCGUAGGUGGCUGCGACGACAUGUUUAACAAUGUGAUGGGCAUUAGAAUACAGUCGGUAAGACGAGCACGAGAUUUACCGAACAAUGGCGCCAACCAAGGUCCAAAUCGUCCAAAUAAUCCACCGCCACCUCCUCAGCCGCCAAGAGGACCACCGCCUCCUCAACCUCCUAGAGGACCACCGCCACCUCAACAACGACCACCACCACCUUCUUCGCAAGCAAGAAAUCCUAGAAAUAAUAGAAAUGAUUGGGACUCCGACGACAACGAUUGGACUCCAGGAACAGGAAGCACUCAAAGAAACCAAAGUUACAGUACAUAUAGUAGUAGUGCUCCUAGCAAUAAUUGGAAUAGCAAUCGCAGUGAAAUUAAAAGUUCCAACAGUGCUCCAAGUAACAGUAGGCCAAAUAAUCAAUGGUCACAAGGUAAUGGAUGGACCGGUUCAAGUAGCAGCAAUCGAAACAACGACGAUUCUCAUGAAAUCAUGUGCAACUGUCAUCAAACUGCCAAAUUACUAACUGUUAGAAAAGAAGGACCCAAUCAAGGUCGACAGUUUUACAAAUGUGCCAAACCAUCAGGCGAUUGUGGUUUCUUUUUGUGGGAUCCAGAAUCCGGUGGUGGAAGUAACAGCAACGCUGGAUCAUCCGCUCCACGAAUGCACGAUUCAUCUACAAGCUGGAAUCAAAAUAAUAGACAGAAUAAUUAUCAGGCUUCUUCCAACUAUCAAAGACGGGAUAACAAUCAGAGCUUCAAUUCUUCUAAUAAUUGGGAUGAUUGGAGUGGUGGUGGCGGUGGCGGCGGUGGCGGUAAUAAUGAUAAUGAACAAGUUAUGUGCACAUGUGGCCAACCAGGCAAAAAGCUCACUGUAAACAAAGAAGGACCAAAUAAAGGGCGUAAAUUUUAUGGAUGCCCACAAGGCCCAGGCAGUUCGUGUAAUUUCUUCAAAUGGGCCGAUGAUGUCAGUGACAAUAAUUGGGGUGGCCCACCACCUCCCGGAGGUAGUCGAGGUCGGGGAAGAGGUGGUGGAACUGCAAGCAGAGGAAGAGGAGCAUCGAGAGCAGCGGGAGAUGGAGGAGCUGGCUCUAAACGUAAAUGUGGUAAUUGUGGCAUUGCAGGUCACACUAAAAGAACUUGUCCUCAAAAUGAUUAAUCAUCGAUUAAUCACGUUUAAUGUUAUCUGUAAGCUAUUGAAAUUGUACAAUUUUAAUUUGAGAAACGUUCUUGUUCCUGCCUUAUACAUAUAAGUAUUUUUCUUAGAAAAUAACUUUUUAUAAAAAUACGUUAAUUAUUUAUAAAGCUAAUGUAAAUAUUCAACAAACGAACUUGAUAAAGUUAGCUUUGGUUUAUUUGUAUUUGAUAGAUUAAUCAAAUUGUUAAAUAUCUGGAAUGUAGCCAAGCUUGCAAAGUAA
Molecule: messenger RNA, 3971 nt
Organism: Trichogramma pretiosum
Lineage: Eukaryota; Metazoa; Arthropoda; Insecta; Hymenoptera; Trichogrammatidae
Gene: Top3alpha
Product: DNA topoisomerase 3-alpha
Exons: 12
Coding region: 341-3712 (1123 amino acids)
Biological process (GO): DNA topological change
Cellular component (GO): chromosome; nucleus
Molecular function (GO): DNA topoisomerase type I (single strand cut, ATP-independent) activity; zinc ion binding; DNA binding
Source: RefSeq, a predicted model, not a curated record